AUGUACGUAGCGCGAACCCUCCUAGUAUUCUUAGCGACUACAGCUCGAGCCCAUAUGUCGUUAUGGUAUCCGCCCCCUCUCGGUGGUAGUAAAGAAGCGAAUUCUUUCACAACACAGGUGGAUAAGGAAUUCAACUUUCCAAUUGGAUGCUGCGAUUCUCAGGGCGAGCCAACACUGCCUUCUCCUGGCGAUUGUCGUGGUCAUCUUGACCUUCUAGAUACCGAAGAAGGCACACCGCAAGUCACAUGGGAACCUGGCCAGGACGCUUACUUCAAGUUAUCCGACCACAUGUAUAGUAUCGGUGUUCCAGGAUCAACUCACUAUGGUGGAAGCUGCCAAGUCGGCUUCUCCGUGGACAAAGGUCAGACAUGGAAAGUCGCAGCUUCAUACCAUGGGAACUGCCCUCAUAGGGAUAAAGACACGCCGCAAGUCUUUGAGUUCAAAGUCCCUUUAAACAUACCAACUGGUAUAGCAGUAUUUGCUUGGGUUUGGCUGAACCGUGAGCACGAAUUCUUCAUGAACUGUGCAGCCGUUCAGAUUGGCUCGAGCUAUAGCAGUAUCACCACGCGCACUUACACAAGUGCUAAAACUGAUCCUAAUACAUAUUAUACUGCACCACUAGAUGCUCCUAGCAAAUCACUAAGGUGGAGAUACAUCAAACAUCGUCACAGUGGGAAGCAUUCCAGGCAUAACUAUCAUAUUUACAAACCCAAUGUCUUACCAUCGCCUGAGGAGCCCCGCCGCAGGUCAGGAAAACCGGCUUCCGAUGCUUGCGAUUGGAACACCGCACCCAGGAUGGAAACUAGCUACUAUUCUGUAGAUGCAAGAUGUGCACCUAACGCUAAGCUGAAGAAUCCAAAGAGUGAUGACUUUGAGAUUGGCUGGGGCAACGCGUGCGGCGUCGUAGAGGGAGACAAAGAGUAUGCUAUUCACAACAUCGAGUGUUAG
Exserohilum turcica Et28A is the source of this 948-nucleotide messenger RNA. RefSeq lists its product as uncharacterized. The transcript has a single exon. Lineage: Eukaryota; Fungi; Ascomycota; Dothideomycetes; Pleosporales; Pleosporaceae. The record is from RefSeq and is a predicted model, not a curated record. Bases 1 to 948 code for a protein of 315 amino acids.